AAAUUUUCAAACAAUGGAAAAGAAGAAAGCAAAAAUGCCAGCAAGAAGACCCAGGAAUUUAGGCGUUGAUGCUGGAGAGUCAAUGAUGGAACCCCUCAAAGUUCUCAAGAGAGCUAAGGCUGAAUUCAAUAAUGCUAAGAAUGAGAAAGAUUACUCUAAUAUUAUUAGAACAUUACAGGACACGAAUAAGUCAGAUCUACCUGAUAUCAAUGCUCUGAUAGGUCAGUGCUACAUCAGAAUGGGAGCUCAUGAUAGGGCUGUCCAUUCCUUCACUGAUGCUGCUGCUAAAGCUGAGAAAGAGCCAGAGCACUACAACUGGUGUGGAUAUUGUUAUCAGAAAAUGAACAACUCAGAUGAGGCUCUUGCUCACUACACAAAAGCAAUAGAACUUGGGAGAACAAAUGGCGAGUAUUACUAUAACAGAGCAACUGUCAAGAAAGAAAUGAAUAAUUAUAAAGAAGCUAUUGAAGACUUUGAGCAAGCCAUUAAGCAUAUGGAGAAUAGGUCGAACCCUGAUUCAAAGCAGCAAGAUAUUAUAUACCAAGCUUAUUAUUCCAAAGGUAUCUGUCUGCGCCAGUUGGAAUUUCUUGAUGAGUCGAUCCAUGACUUAAAGAAGGCUGUAGAUCUUAAGCCAGAAGAACCAAGCGCUCAUAAUAAUCUUGGAAUGUCCUACUUCAAAGCAGGAGAAUUCGAAGAAUCUACCAAUGAGUAUACAAAGGCAAUUCAUAAUAUAAAAACUGAGAAUAAGAAUUAUGAAUUUGAACCUGAAAUAAGAAAGCAGAUUGCUGUAUUCUGCAACAACAGAGGACUCUCUUUUUAUCAUCAGCACAGGUAUGAAGAGGCUAAAUCUGACUUCGACGAAGCUAUAAAUCUUGAAAGAGAUGAUGCUAUUUACUAUUUUAACAGAGGAAAUAACUCAUACGACCAGUCUCUUCUCUUGAGAAAUAUUGAGGACAGAGAAGAAGAUGCUAAAAGACUCUAUGAAGAGGCUCAUGAUGAUUACGAUAGAGCUAUCGAGCUCAAACCCUCAGAUCCUAGGUUCUAUCACUCUAAAGGACUUGCCUUCGAGGGUACAAAUGAUGAGAACGAUUUCGAUGCAGCAAUUGAAAACUUUCAGAAAGCAACGGAAAUUGAUGAUAAGUUCUUUGGAGCAGAAGUCCACCUCGGAAAUAUGUAUCAUAAAAAUGAUGAGUUUCAAAAAGCUCUCAAAAGCUACAGAAAAUUCUUGGAUAACUACUCUACUCAUGAAGAUGUGUAUGUGAGUCGAGGUUUGGUCUACCAAGACAUGGGAAACCAUCAAUUUGCCAUAAAAGAUUUUGAUUGUGCUAUUAAGCUCAAUCCUAAAUAUUCAGAUGCUUAUUAUCACAGAGGAGUCUCUAAGCUAAAAAGCAGGAGGUAUAAUGAGGCUAUAGAGGAUCUCACUAGAGCUCUUGAAGAGAAGACUAAGGAUAACUAUGGAAUUUAUGAUGCUCUUGGAUGCUGAUACCAAGCACAGAAAGAUUAUGACCUAGCCUUUAGGUAUAUGGAUGAAGCUAUAACUAAGGAUCCAAACAAUGUUCAAUUCCUAAUGAAUAGAGCCCAAUGACAUUUUGAGCUAGGUCAUGAUGAAGAUACUGAGAAGCAAAUUAGCCAUUUCACAGCUUCUAUUGAAGAUCUAGAAACAGCCCUAGGAAUCGAUGAACUUGAUCCAAAAGUUCUCUAUAAAUUAGGCCUUUCAUAUUAUGCUUUUAAAAAGUACAAGAGAUGUAUUAAGACCUUAAAGAGGUCACUGAAGUGCCUCCAGGUGAUUAAUAACUCUGGAGCUCAUACAAUUACUUAUGAAUCUGAUAUUUAUUAUCAUAUCGGAAUUGCUUACAGCAACCUUGAAAGAUUUGAGGAAUCAAUUUAUCCAUUGGCAAGAGCUAUUGAACUCAUUCCGAGUGAUAUCAGAUAUAUCCACGAGAGAGCAAAGUCAUACCAGAUGAUUGAAGAACAUUCUGCUGCCAUAGAAGACUUCGAUAGUGUAAUUCACAAAAGUCCAAACAAUGCUAAUGCUUACUUCAGAAGAGCAUUUUCUCACAAAGCUUUAAAGAAUUUCCCACAAGCUGCUGAUGACUUUGAAACUGCUAAGGCUAAGGAUCCAACGAACCAAAAACUUGUUGUAAACUACAAGAAGUUGAAAGGAAUUACAUGUAUUGUUCUCUGUAGGCCAGGAGAAGAACCGGUGUUUAAAUAAGUUUCUGUCUUAAUAAACAAUUCUCCUUCUA
Molecule: messenger RNA, 2246 nt
Organism: Moneuplotes crassus
Lineage: Eukaryota; Ciliophora; Spirotrichea; Euplotida; Euplotidae
Source: the annotation of a GenBank genome assembly